AUCGCUAUAGGGCAUCCACAACAGUCACUUCUCGAAGAGGAAAUGAUACCAAUGUGAAAGCACUAAGAGUCACCACCCACUCGUUACCAAGUCAGUUGUCAGCUCGACUCCGUCUUAUGCUAACGCUCAACUCACACCGACGGUGCAAGUGUUGAUCGUGUACAGAUCGUGGCCACGUCAUCAUGAAGGCCUAUUUGCCGCUUCUGUUGGUGCUGUGCCAGCUGAUCCUGCCGUGUUACUCAAAAGUGGAAAAGGAAAAGCGAAAGUUCACAGAUAAACAGGUGCAGGACAAAUGCAAGUUUUCCCUGGAGGAAAUCCACGAUUGCAAGUACACUGGCUGCCUCGAGGUGACAACGCAAUGUGGCGACAAAGAAAAUGCCACUGUCUGCCAGUUCAAAGAGUGCAUCAGCGUGAAGACAAAAUGCGAGGAACCGCUCAACCAGUACCUGACGCCGGAGGAAAUCUGCGAGGGGGACGCGUUUGAUCAAGUGGACUUGCAAUGCCUAAUUAACUCACGCCAAGGCUAUGACGAGCUCACAGCAUGCAAGGGCAAGGGCUAUGCGCGCGCCAGGAAGCAAUGCUUUCAGAGAAUCUACAAGAAGAAGAUCGAGGCCAUUGCCAAGAGACAGCUGAACCUCCGCAGCAUUCCUGACCGAGUGCUCGAGUGCGCGCUGGACAACUGUUACGAGAAGACAGAGGAGUGCCUUGAACCGUACCACCUGCAGUAUGCUAAAAACCCAGCCUCCUUGCGGGAGUUUCAGCUGGAACAUUGUGCCUACGUCGCCAAGGACUUCCCCCAUUACUGUGAGACCAUGGAAUGCACCAAGGAAGUGGAUGCUUGCGGAAUGCAGAAUCGGAAUGUGAUAGACGAGGAGAACGGGCCUGACGUGGGUCUCAUUGCUGGUGUUGUGGGUGGACUGCUGGUGGCCAUCAUCGCGGUGGCCUGCAUUGUGCUGUUCAUCAAGAAACGUAGCCAGAGCCGUGGGAGCAGCCCCAAUGGACGAGGCUCUCCCGUGCAGUUCAGCCAAGUUUCAACCAUCGCCAAUGCGUGAGGAAGCAAGAGAGAGAGAGCAAGCAUGCGAGCACAUGCGUACGUGCUGUGUGGUACGAAAAUCUCUGUGUCACAGCAAUGGGCAACUCAAAAAAACCACACGUGCCACUUAAACCCAUGUUUCUUGCGCAUAUCUUGUUAAUUGGACCGUCUAAGUUUCUCGAUUUGCAUGCAAAGGGCGGACCGUGUACGUCCCGUGCGGUCUUUUGAAUUGCCUAUGCAUGGUUUUCUUGCUCAAUGAUAAUUGCGUUGCUUUGGCUCUGCGUUUUACUGAAUAAUUCCACUUAACACAUUCUAUUGCAAGAUUGUAACGAAUGACAUCAAAGACAGCAAUAACAAUGUAAUGAUCUGACUAAACAAAAUUAAAGCAUUGAAUCGAAUUUCCCCAAUAUAAAUGCAACUAAAUCCUAACGUUUGGCCAUAAAACGUUAGGCGCAUAAAAAUAUUGCGCUUGUGAGACUGGAGAUCCAUUGUGUCAAAUCCCUUUCUCUUCAAUUGCAGUCCCAAGUGGUUCAUAAUCUAUGGAUAUGUGAGACGGUGCAGCGGAUAGCUUGGUUGGUAUAAGCAUUUUCCUCUUGGUCCUCCCCCCAUGAUAUUGGCACUCAUGAAUCUGGCCCUGAACGGCAUUAUCAGCCACUUUUGUAAGUAUUAUGAAGUUGAUCUCUGCUGACAUCAAAUUGUGAUUUAAUAAAUUGACCCAAAGCGACAAAAGGGUCUCUGUUGAAAUGUUGCACUGACGGGAUGGAUGUUUUUUGUGUUUUUAAGACAACCGAGAAUACUAGAGGACCAUUGUAUAAUUAGAGUCCGCAUAGAUGACCGUUAUGCUUUUCGUUGCUUAUUAUCAUUCAGGUGAAUUUUCGUGCAUUUUGGUGAUCUGGAUGUCUGCAGGGCGAGGUUCUCAAACUCCAGUCCUCGCGAUCCACCACACUCUGUCUUUCUGCAUUUACGUUUUGAUGCGCCCCUAAUACAUUCUCACCUACCCCGACUGGACAUCUGUGGAUAAAAAAAAGUGCUUUAUAGCUCACCGGAUUCCUCCAGUAUAAUACAAAUGAAAUUGUUCGAUGCUGCACGGGCCAAAUUAUUGUUAAACACGUCCAAUGUGAUGCGAUAAUCAAUCAACGCUGUCUGUGUAAAUAUAGCACAAUCAAAUUAAUAUUGAGAUCUCAGUGCGUGUGCACUGUGCUUAGCUCUUGUCACGUGAGACGCGUUUAACAAUCAUGGGGCUCGUGUGGCGUGGAACGAGUUCAUUUUAUUUGAAUGGGGAGUACAUUUGUAAACGCCGAGAGACGUAGUCACGCGGACUGGAGUUUGGAAAACCGUGCUCUAUGCGUUUUUAUUAAAACUGUGGUUCGCUGGUUCGAGCUGAGACUCCAGACCCCCUCUCACAAAGCAGAUGAAACCCUCAAAAAUACUACAACACUUACUCUAUAGACACAUUAAUAUGCAUACGAAUGCGCUUAUUUUAGGGUCCUGCUUUGGGAUGUUUAGCCAAUUCCAUGAAUGAGUGGUUAGUUUAACUCGAGAAAUCAGCCCUGAAUUUCUCUACACUGUUCCAGUGUCCGGUCCUGGAAGACAUGUACAGGGUUGUCCAGAUGUCGUGUGACCGCCAUUUAAUUAUCUUAAACUUAAAGGUUUAUUUAAAAUAUAAAUGAAUAUACAAUGAAAAUACAAAGGAAAACACGUUAUGGAUCAAUUAAUUGGGGGGUUACAUGACAUCUGCACAACUCUUUAAAGUGCAAGCAAUAAUAUGUAAUUUCAUAUAUAGGCUUUCACAACCAAUAUUAUUACGAUUCUAUUUGGGCUAGAUCGUGUCGGUAUACAGUCACGUAAACAAAAUGUUACUCUAACCCUCCACCACCUAGUAGAAACAAUCAACUUAAUUUGUUUGGAUUUGUAAGGUGGUAAAGGUUUACAAACGAAAUCAAUUAUGAAUAAGCAAUACAAUCUCAUUUUCUUGGUUCUUUCGGUAAAGUCACGUAGAAGGGAAAUAAUAAAAUAAUAUUAAUAUAAAACAAUAAAAACAAUAACAAUAACAUUUAUAUUAUUAUUUACCGAAAGAACCAAGAAUAUUAAUCCCUGCAGUCACGAAAGCUUUAAAACAAUCUCAUUUGCUCACUCAAAAUAUUAAUUAGUUAUCCCUCUAUGUAAUAAGAUGUUAAAUGUGUUGUAUAACAUCAUGCAAUAGCGGGUAAAGUAUCUACAGAGGGCAUUGUUCCACCUGGACCCAGGGCUGCAUCUAUGAUUAAAGCUGUUGUUAAAAGUGUAGUGACAGCGCUCUACGGUGCCAUCACAUCGAUUAGCACAGUUGGCUACGUAAGGCGCGAAAUAAGUUCCACAUACAUUGUGUACCAUUUUUUUCACUCCUCAUUAACGAAGCUCUGUGUCUAUGAAGGAGGCGGAGUGUUUUUGUGGAUUGUGUGUUCCUUUAAGAUAAAGCUUUGCGCAAUAAUUCUGUUAGAUUUUGGCCUGCCGCUAUCAUGAAUAUAGGUAUCAACGUUCCCACAAUAUAGCCUGACAGCCUGUUAGGGCAAGUGCUGUUGGAGAGCACCACUGUUAAGGAGCACUGAUGGGGUGGGUGGCCAUCACCACGCCUGGCCGCCUUUGUUACUCAUGUGCUAAUUUGCGUUUGCGUUGACGAAAUGCAGAUAUUCGCCACUGAUGGACGUGGGCGACAAUCGAUAUCACGCCACCGAGCCCGUAGUGAACAACGCCAAUUACUGCACCACCGCCCCCAAUACAGACACACACACACACAGUCACAAUAAUCAUUAGUAUAUUUGUGGGGAAUACAAACAACGGGAUAAAUGGACAAUAUUUCAAUAAACAUGGAUCGUUGUUGAAAAUUUCAAACAACACGCCAAAUUUGGAUCUUAACCGAGAUGUCUCCAAUACAUAAUUAAAAUCUGAAAUCAAUAGUAAUUGUAUGCAAAGACACUAGUAGUGCUGCUUGGUGCACAUUAUUGCAAUGGUGUGCUAUCUCUCUUUAAUAAUCGCUGGUGUUAAUUUUGAUCAUAUGAGUUUUUACUCUUGGAGUUUAUCUUAAAUAUAAUUGUUCAUUCAUAGGUUUAAGGAGCCGUCGGCAAAGUUGCACAGGAUAACGGAAGCUAGCUGUUCACCAUUGAACAAAAAACUCAACACAUUCGUCAGUAAUAUUGUCACCUUAAAAAGAAAAAAGGUUAUAGUAGGUAACGUUUCGGGUAAUGCCCCUUUUUCACAGUACAUAUGAAAGAAGAGCCAUUGCGCGAGACAUCGCUGAUUGUAUCUUACGAUUCUUCAACCAAAUCGUGACGCUGGUUCCAUGUCAGUCUGCGAUUCACAUUCACUCCAGCGGAAGGCGUGACUGUGCCUGUGGAUAGCCUCCUAAUGCCGAGGUGGGGCCCGGCUGAUAUAAAUUACUUCUGAGCUGGGUUUUUUUUAAAUAGCAGCUCAAUAAACGUGCAACGUUGAGCCAACGUUGGCACGUUAUUAAAACCUUUGGACCAACGUUGGCUCAACGUUACAUGUUUACUGGGGGGUCGGGUGAAGACAACAUUCCAGAAUAACAGUGGACGUCAACAUAAUAGGUGCGCAAGCUUUCAGCCGGAACAUUCAAGGAACGUUACCAUCGGGGAUUAUGUUGGCUCGUGACAUCCACCCCAGUAAAACAUGGAACGUUUGACAAACGUUAGGCUAACGGUUCCAACUAUGUACCAACGUUGAAACAACGUUGGCACGUUUACUGGGAUCUUGCCUAAAUGUGUCCUCAGAAUUUGAAUAAAACGGCUGAUAGGUUUAUCGGAAUAUAGGGAACAAUAAUGGAGGAUUAUCACGUGGUCUGUUCUCUAGUGGUAGUGCUUUUCAACAAUACUCGCUACUCCAUGCCAGCCUAGCAAUGUUCCGGACAAUGUCGAGUGAUGAAUUAAACUCUGCUUCUAACAAGGUGAGUGGUGUUUCUUCGUUGUAUUCUUCUGAAAUGGCUACAUUCAGCAGCCUCAUAAUGUGUCUCCGUUUCGUAAAAAAUCUAGUGCACAAAAGAGGACCUUGCUGUUGUCAACAAAAUUGGGGUUUUGGAAUUGUCACUCACUCGACUGAUGUGAUUUGAUUUAAAUAUAGUGGUUUGUUUUCAACACCAGUUUGGUUUUCUGCCUAUUUGAUUAUAAACACGUGCGGUGGUGUAAACAUCUCUAUAUACCAAGUGUGGAAAAUAUUUGGUGUUUAAAUUUCUCUGAAGUGAAAAAUAAAGGCUUAAGAUUG
Molecule: messenger RNA, 5284 nt
Organism: Lethenteron reissneri (Far Eastern brook lamprey)
Lineage: Eukaryota; Metazoa; Chordata; Hyperoartia; Petromyzontiformes; Petromyzontidae
Source: RefSeq, a predicted model, not a curated record